AUGGCGGCAGGUCAUACGCGCUAUGUGCGCUACAUUGCGCUCGCGCUCUUCACCCUCACUAUGUUCUACUUCUUUUCCAAUUCCAGAAUCGAGCACAUCCCCGUUCCUGGCAGCAGUGUUGGUAGCUUCCCAGGCGGUCCUGGAAGCCCCAGCAGCCAGCAAGCUCCCGGCACCGUCCCCAAGUCCCCUGCUGGUAACAACGUCAACUUUCCCGGCCAGGAGGCACCUGCUGAAGAGGGAGAUACUGCCCUUACCAAGGACGAUGUUCCCGCCCAGAAGCCCGCCGGCGAAGAUGCUGAUGCUGCUGCUGAUGCUCCCAAGGUUCCCGCCGAAGCUCCUGCACAGGGCGAUCUUGCUGAGGCCCCUAUGCCCAUGUCCCCCAACGAUCCCGGCUGGAACAACCUUCAGGGAACUGCUCCCGGUCCCCGUAUGAACGCUACAUUCGUCACCCUCGCCCGAAACCAGGACGUCUGGGAGAUCGCCGAGUCCAUUCGACAGGUCGAGGAUCGUUUCAACCGCCGCUACAACUAUGACUGGGUCUUCCUCAACGACAAGCCUUUCGACGACCAGUUCAAGAAGGUCACAUCUUCUCUUUGCUCUGGCAAGACUCACUACGGUUUGAUUCCCGAGGAGCACUGGUCUUUCCCUGAAUGGAUUGACCAGGACAAGGCCCGCAAGGUUCGUGAGGACAUGCAUGAGCGCAAGAUCAUUUACGGUGACUCCGUCAGCUACCGUCACAUGUGCCGAUUCGAGUCUGGUUUCUUCUUCCGACAGGAACUCAUGAUGAACUAUGAGUACUACUGGCGUGUUGAGCCCUCUGUCAAGCUCUUCUGCGAUAUUCACUACGAUCCCUUCCGCGUCAUGCACGAGAACAACAAGAAGUACAGUUUCGUUCUCUCUCUUUACGAGUACAUCGACACCAUUCCUACCCUUUGGGCCAGCACCAAGAAGUUCAUGCAGAACCACCCUGAGCACAUUGCCGCGGACAACUCUAUGCGCUUCCUCAGCGACGAUGGUGGUGAGAACUACAACAAGUGCCAUUUCUGGUCCAACUUUGAAGUUGGUAGUCUGUCUUGGCUCCGCAGCAAGCCUUAUCUCGACUUCUUUGAGUCUCUGGACAAGGACGGUGGUUUCUUCUAUGAGCGAUGGGGUGAUGCUCCUGUGCACUCUAUUGCUGCUGGUCUUCUCCUUAAGAAGGAGCAGCUCCACUUCUUCGAGGAUAUUGCUUACUACCACGUCCCCUUCACCCACUGCCCAACUGAUGAGCAGCGACGUCUGGAUCUCCGUUGCCACUGCAACCCCGAUAACAACUUUGACUGGAAGGGCUACUCCUGCACUUCCCGAUUCUUCGAGCUCAACGGCAUGGAGAAGCCCAAGGGUUACGAGAAGCAACAGUAG
This is a messenger RNA of Fusarium sp. VM40, 1398 nucleotides long. The record is from the annotation of a GenBank genome assembly. Lineage: Eukaryota; Fungi; Ascomycota; Sordariomycetes; Hypocreales; Nectriaceae.